AUGAAAAUAGCUUAGAUUUUUCAACACUUUGAAUAGUUAAGUGAGAUUAGAAUUAAAUAUGUAGACAUUAUUUUAUAUUUAGAUGGAUUCCAUCUAAUUUUAAAAUCAAUUAAGAGUCCUUUUAAUAAAAAUUAAAUAGAAUAAGAUCAGGUUAGAUUUACAAUUUAAGAGAUGAAAAAGAUAAAGCUAUUAUAGUUAGUAAGCUUAAUACUUAAAAUUUAACUUUAGGGAGUUUAAUUAUGAUAAUGGUUUACAAUGAAGAUAUGAGGCCAUAAUAUUAUAAAUAAUUUGAUUAAAUCCUUCGUCUUGGUCAUCUUGAUUUUACUAAUUAAAUGAAGUAUGAUAGAAGAGCAGAAAGUGGAGAAGGUAGAUCAUCUGCAAGAGAAACCAAUUUAAGAAUUUGUGCAGAAGUUAUAGCUUAAUAAUUUCUAAAUUAAAUGAAUAUCUCUCUUUCGCCAUUGGUUUUAUCUGUAUGA
This is a messenger RNA of Paramecium sonneborni, 476 nucleotides long. NCBI's taxonomy places the organism in Eukaryota, Ciliophora, Oligohymenophorea, Peniculida, Parameciidae. The record is from the annotation of a GenBank genome assembly.